Messenger RNA from Cricetulus griseus (Chinese hamster), 936 nucleotides. The record is from RefSeq and is a predicted model, not a curated record. NCBI's taxonomy places the organism in Eukaryota, Metazoa, Chordata, Mammalia, Rodentia, Cricetidae.
AUGGAGAAAAACUUUGCAGUGGUGAAUAAGCUUGAUCCAUUGUCUGCUACAACUCCUGAGACUCCAAAUUCAGCUGUCUCCAGGGAGGCCAGCACCCAGUCUUCAUCAGCAGCCACCAGUCAAGGAUAUGUUUUGCCAGAAGGCAAAAUCAUGCCAAACACCGUUUUUGUUGGUGGAAUUGAUGUUAGGAUGGAUGAAACCGAAAUCAGGAGUUUCUUUGCCAGAUACGGCUCAGUAAAAGAAGUGAAGAUAAUCACUGAUCGAACUGGUGUGUCGAAGGGCUAUGGAUUUGUUUCAUUUUAUAAUGACGUGGAUGUGCAGAAGAUAGUAGAAUCACAGAUAAAUUUCCAUGGUAAAAAGCUGAAACUGGGCCCUGCAAUCAGGAAACAAAAUUUAUGUGCUUAUCAUGUGCAGCCACGUCCUUUGAUUUUUAAUCCUCCACCACCACCACAGUUUCCGAGUGUUUGGAGUAGUCCAAAUGCUGAGACAUACAUGCAGCCUCCAACCAUGAUGAAUCCUAUAACUCAGUAUGUUCAGGCAUACCCUCCUUAUCCAAGUUCACCAGUUCAAGUUAUCACUGGAUAUCAGCUGCCUGUUUAUAAUUAUCAGAUGCCACCGCAGUGGCCGGCUGGGGAACAGAGGAGUUAUGUUAUACCUCCGGCUUAUACAGCUGUUAACUACCACUGCAGUGAAGUUGAUUCAGGAGCUGAAGUUCUGCCAAAUGAAUGUUCAGUUCAUGAAGCUACUCCAGCCUCUGGAAAUGGCCCACAAAAGAAGUCUGUGGACCGAAGCAUACAGACAGUGGUCUCUUGUCUAUUUAACCCUGAGAACAGACUGAGAAACUCUCUUGUUACUCAAGAUGAUUACUUCAAGGAUAAAAGAGUGCAUCACUUUAGAAGAAGCCGAGCAGUGCUUAAAUCUGAUCAUCUCUGCUAA